Molecule: messenger RNA, 2608 nt
Organism: Toxotes jaculatrix (banded archerfish)
Lineage: Eukaryota; Metazoa; Chordata; Actinopteri; Toxotidae
Product: myotonin-protein kinase
Exons: 15
Coding region: 174-1985 (603 amino acids)
Biological process (GO): actomyosin structure organization; peptidyl-threonine phosphorylation
Cellular component (GO): cytoplasm; cytoskeleton
Molecular function (GO): protein serine/threonine kinase activity; ATP binding
Source: RefSeq, a predicted model, not a curated record
GGGUGGCCUGUGACUGUAAAUGUGAUUCUCAAGAGACCAACCAGAGCAACUGUAAACCAAGAGGGGGGAAAAGAAGAUCCAGCUUGUCUCACUGUAAAUCCAAACACCCCAUGGACACCAGGGUUUCACCGCAACGCUAAACCUCUAAACACACACCUCACCCACUGGGCGUCAUGUCGACCGGCCCUGGCCUCGGUGGUGCGCCUGACCGGGCCGAGGGCCCCCAGACCACAGGACCUGUUGGGCUCCAGACCCUGUUGGAUCUAUUGGUGGGCGUCUAUCAGGAGUUCUACUCCUCACACUUUGCAAGGGAGAAGUAUGUCUCCGGUUUCCUGCAGUGGGCUGAGCCCUUAGUGAGGCAGGUGAAGAAGACUCGCAUCAAAAGGGAAGACUUUCACAUCCUGAAGGUGAUUGGCCGAGGCACAUUCAGUGAGGUUGCUGUAGCGAGGAUGCGGAGUACACAACAAGUGUACGCCCUGAAGAUUAUGAAUAAGUGGGACAUGCUGAGGAGAGGAGAGACAGCAUGUUACCAGGAGGAGAGGGAGGUUUUACUGAAGGGUGACAGACGCUGGAUCACAGAAUUGCACUAUGCCUUUCAGGACGACAACUAUCUGUACCUGGUGAUGGAUUACUAUGUAGGGGGCGACCUACUGACUCUGCUCAGUAAAUUCGGAGACAGGAUCCCUGAGGACAUGGCUCAAUUCUACCUGGCUGAGAUGGUCAUGGCCAUUGACUCUGUCCACAGACUGGGUUACGUUCACAGAGACAUCAAACCUGACAACAUCCUGCUGACAGCUGACGGACACAUCAGACUCGGGGACUUUGGUUCUUGUCUGAGGCUCCUAGAGGACGGGAUGGUGCACUCGUCCCUAGCAGUCGGGACCCCUGACUAUUUGUCUCCAGAGAUUUUAAGAGCAGUGGAGGGAGGUGGAGGUUAUGGACCUGAAUGUGACUGGUGGGCUUUGGGUAUCUGUGCCUAUGAAAUGCUGCUGGGGAGCACACCCUUCUAUGCAGAGUCCAUCUCCGAAACAUAUGCUAAGAUCAUCCACUUUCAGGAGUAUUUCGAGUUCCCUCCCUCUGGCCCGGAGAUUUCAGACCAGGCUCGUUCCUUCAUCACUGGACUCAUCUGUGAGAGGGAAAUCCGUUUGGGGAGGAAGGGCUCCAGUGACUUCAGGAGCCACCUGUUUUUCAGCGGACUAGACUGGGGCUCCCUACAUAAACACACUGCACCCUUCCUGCCUGAAGUGUCAAAUCCAACUGACACGUCUAACUUUGACAUUCUGGAUGACUGUCUUAGUGAAAUGGAGACACUGUCUGAUGUAAUGGACAGAGCACCAAUAGGAGUCCACUUGGCUUUUGUUGGAUAUUCUUAUACUGCUACCAGUCAGACGGGUGCCAUCGACCGCAGUCAAGACAUCAUGAUGCAGAUUGACCACACAAGGCUUGGGGAGAGUGAGAAUCUGUACACACCAGAACAACUGAACCAGCUGUUGCAUCUCACAGAUGCUCUACCAGACAACCUACCUGCGCUGCUGGAGCUCCCACUGACUCUGGAACAAGGUUGCACUGCAUCUGGCCACACCACCACUGAGGAAGAGGAGGAGACUGAUGAAAUAUCAGGACUCGAUGAGGACUUACAGCGCAGGUUACAAGAAGCAGAGAGGAGAUACUGUGAGCUGGAGAAAGAAAUGGAGAGACUGAAGGGGGAGAUGCAGGACUGCAGAGCCCCCAAGGAAACAGUCCCAGAGCUGAGUAUCUGUCCAGCAUCUCUUGCUCUGCCUGCCCACUGUGUGGACGCACCAGGGGAUAGGAGGAGAGCGCCCCCAGCCUGCCAUUACCCGCUAGUGAUCCCUCUCAACCGUCACCUGCUCCUGUUCCACAGGAUUCACCUGCCACAGGUGACGAGUGAGUCAUACCUGCUGGUGUGUGCAGUAGGGGGGGAGGUCCAAGCCUGGGAGAGACACUGUUAUACUGAGCUCUCCUGAGCGCACGCUGAGGUGGCACCUGCUGACUUCUCCCAUCACAACAGGACAAAGGACUGAGCCCCUGCUCCAUGCUCACUCCCUGGCCCCUCUCCUCAGCCUCUUCACCAAGAAGAAGGGAAGGCUGAAAGGCUGCAAUGCUCCUAAUGAGAACUAGUGCUGGAGGAGAUUUGAAGAAAAAAUGAAGUUUUCCAGCUCAUGCGAUGAGAAAGGCAAUUCAGACUGCUGGGGAGCUAAUGAGGAAGAAAUGAUGAGGACAUUUUUCUGACCUACCUUGCCUGCUUGCCAGACUGAGAGUCACGACAGAGAUGCACUGAGUUCAGAACACACUGACUCAAAGACUCAAAAAACGGAAUAUAAAGAGAUCCUAAAAUGCUUUGCACAGAUAGAAUCAGGAGAUUUAGAGCUUUCAAACAAUGCGUAAUGUGUGUGAAGACUGAGUCUGGUACAGAUCAGAACACACCUAAAGUGGCGUUCACUCCAUGAGUAUACUACAUUCAGGCAUUUUCGAUUAUAUGGGUGCAUUUACAGUGGCUUCAGACCAAGAUCAAGUCUAUAGACCCCUUCACUUUUUGCAAACGUCACUGUGUUGUAGAUUUAAACCACUCAUAAUGACAAAGUGAAAC